This is a messenger RNA of Akanthomyces muscarius, 714 nucleotides long. RefSeq lists its product as uncharacterized. Gene Ontology annotation, molecular function: 5-formyltetrahydrofolate cyclo-ligase activity. The transcript is spliced from 2 exons. NCBI's taxonomy places the organism in Eukaryota, Fungi, Ascomycota, Sordariomycetes, Hypocreales, Cordycipitaceae. The coding region runs from base 1 to 714 and encodes 237 amino acids. Gene Ontology annotation, cellular component: mitochondrion. Gene Ontology annotation, biological process: tetrahydrofolate interconversion; folic acid-containing compound biosynthetic process. The record is from RefSeq and is a predicted model, not a curated record.
AUGGCGACGCCCGUAGCUGCAGCCAAACAGCAUCUAAGAAGCUUGGUAAAGAAACGCCUCGCUAGUCUGCCACAGGAUGCUGUCCAAGCUCAGAGCCAUGUCGUCUUUGAGACUCUCCAGGCCUCAAAACAGUAUAAAGAAGCCAAGCGCAUAAGCAUCUAUCUGGCAAUGCCGGCCGCCGAAGUGCAAACUGAUGCCAUCGUUCGCCAUGCCCUGAGCACGGGCAAGCAGGUCUUUGUGCCGUACCUUCACAAGUCAAUCCUAACCGAGCCCGAUACGCCCGCUCGCAUCAUGGAUAUGGUCCACCUGCGCAGCAUCCAGGACUAUGAGUCUCUCGGUCGCGACAAAUGGGGCAUCCCGAGCAUUGAUGAUGCCGCUGUUGCUGGGCGUGAGCGAAUCUUGGGCGAUUCGCCGGGCAACUUCGGCCCUGAGCCAGCUACCCUGGAUCUGAUGCUGGUUCCUGGCGUCGCCUUUAAUGCAGACCCGGAGACUGGCAUAAGGCGGUUGGGCCAUGGAAAGGGUUUCUAUGACUUUUUCUUGAACAGGUACUUUGCUAGGGCUGCGGAACACGGUGGCCACGGGUCCUCGUUACAUCUCACUGGCCUGGCAUUGAAAGAGCAAUGGCUCGACCCAGAAGACGGGGAAGUUCCAAUGGGUGUUUACGAUAGACGACUGCACGGGUUAAUACUGGGCAGCGGCGAAGCCAAAACAUAA